This is a messenger RNA of Gavialis gangeticus (Gharial), 797 nucleotides long. Its product is annotated as transcriptional repressor scratch 2-like. The record is from RefSeq and is a predicted model, not a curated record. Gene Ontology annotation, molecular function: DNA-binding transcription factor activity, RNA polymerase II-specific; RNA polymerase II cis-regulatory region sequence-specific DNA binding. Bases 1 to 732 code for a protein of 243 amino acids. Lineage: Eukaryota; Metazoa; Chordata; Crocodylia; Gavialidae. The transcript is spliced from 2 exons. Gene Ontology annotation, biological process: regulation of DNA-templated transcription.
AUGCGCGCCCUGCCAAACCUGGGAGGGUACAUCCAGCACUGCCUCACUGCCCCCAGCUACGAGACGGACAAGAAGCCGGGGCUCCAGCUGGUGCCCCCCGAGCCUGCCUAUGCCCCGGGCCAUGAGGAAUACAGCGACCCCGAGAGCCCCCAGUCGAGCCUCUCCGCCCGCUACUUCCACGGCGAGGCCGCCGUCACGGACAGCUACUCCAUGGAUGCCUUCUUCAUCACCGACGGCCGGUCCCGGCGGCGCGGGGAGAGCCCGCGGCGGGGCAGCCACCGCCACGGCUGCAGCCAGUGCGGCAAGACCUACGCCACCUCCUCCAACCUGAGCCGGCACAAGCAGACGCACCGCAGCCUGGACAGCAAGAUGGCGCGGAAGUGCCCGACCUGCGGCAAGGCCUACGUGUCCAUGCCGGCCCUGGCCAUGCACGUGCUGACCCACAACCUCAAGCACAAGUGCGGCGUCUGCGGCAAGGCCUUCAGCCGGCCCUGGCUGCUGCAGGGCCACAUGCGGUCGCACACGGGCGAGAAGCCCUUCGGCUGCGCCCACUGCGGGAAGGCCUUCGCCGACCGCUCCAACCUGCGCGCCCACAUGCAGACUCACUCGGCCUUCAAGCACUUCAAGUGCAAGCAGUGCGAGAAGACCUUCGCCCUCAAGUCGUACCUCCACAAGCACUACGAGUCCGCCUGCCUCAAGGGCUCCGAACACGGCUGCGCCCUGGAGAACUGAGCCCCGUGGCCCGGGGGAGGGCAGGGGACCGGCGGGUGGAGAAGAGGAGCCGUCGUGGGCCGGCC